Molecule: messenger RNA, 1092 nt
Organism: Onychomys torridus (southern grasshopper mouse)
Lineage: Eukaryota; Metazoa; Chordata; Mammalia; Rodentia; Cricetidae
Gene: Gfi1b
Product: growth factor independent 1B transcriptional repressor
Exons: 6
Coding region: 1-1092 (363 amino acids)
Biological process (GO): regulation of transcription by RNA polymerase II
Cellular component (GO): nucleus
Molecular function (GO): DNA-binding transcription activator activity, RNA polymerase II-specific; RNA polymerase II cis-regulatory region sequence-specific DNA binding
Source: RefSeq, a predicted model, not a curated record
AUGCCACGAUCCUUCCUAGUGAAGAGUAAGAAGGCACACACCUACCACCAGCCCCGUGCACAGGAUGAUGACCUGGUCUGGCCUCCUGUCGUAAUACCUGUGGUGAAAGAGCAUUUCCUGAGUAGCAGCCCUGUCCUUGGCACACUACUCCCAAGCCAAAGUCUGGACUGGAACACAGUCAAACAGGAGCGAGAGAUGCUGCUGGACCAGAGCCUGCCCAAGAUGGCCUCAGCCCCAGAGGGGCCUCUUGUGACAUCCCAAGCCCAGGAUGGGGAGUCGCCGGUCUCCGAGUCACCCCCUUUCUACAAGCCUAGCUUCUCUUGGGAUACCCUGGCCUCCUCCUACAAUCAUAGCUACCAACAGACCCCCUCCACCAUGCAGUCCGCUUUUCUGGAGCGUUCCGUGAGGCUGUACGGCAGCCCCCUCGUGCCCAGCACCGAGUCCCCCUUGGACUUCAGCCUUCGCUACUCUCCGGGCAUGGACACUUACCACUGUGUCAAGUGCAACAAGGUGUUCUCCACCCCUCAUGGGCUAGAAGUGCACGUCCGCCGCUCUCACAGUGGAACCCGGCCCUUUGCCUGUGACAUCUGUGGCAAAACCUUUGGCCAUGCUGUGAGCUUAGAGCAGCACACGCAUGUCCAUUCCCAGGGUGUCCCAGCCGGGUCCAGUCCUGCGCCCAGCUUGGCUGUCCCGGGCCUCGAGGCCCCACCUGCACCUGACCCCCCAGGGCCUCGUUUCCUCCGGCAGGAGCGUAGCUUCGAGUGCCGGAUGUGUGGCAAAGCCUUCAAGCGCUCAUCUACCCUGUCUACCCACCUGCUCAUCCACUCGGACACUCGGCCUUAUCCCUGCCAGUUCUGUGGGAAGCGCUUCCACCAGAAGUCAGACAUGAAGAAACACACCUACAUCCACACGGGUGAGAAGCCCCACAAGUGUCAGGUGUGCGGGAAGGCCUUCAGCCAGAGCUCUAACCUCAUCACCCACAGCCGCAAGCACACAGGCUUCAAGCCCUUCAGUUGUGAGCUGUGCACCAAGGGCUUCCAGCGCAAGGUGGACCUGCGCCGUCACCGUGAGAGCCAACACAACCUCAAGUGA